AUGGGUCACAAGUGUUGGCACCUGCAUCUGUCGCUUAUCAUUUCUAUAUUACUGUGGAAUUCGGCGGGUGCGCAGCAAAUCAAGAGUAUAACACCCAACAGUGGCGGCAUCAAUGGAGGAACAAGACUGACCAUAAACGGGGAAGGUUUUGCUGAAGUCAGUCAGUUCGGUGUAAAUGUAGACGACCCAAUCAAUGGCAACAAUGUGACUUUGGUGUCUCGGACGAGAUCGAUUCCCUGUGAUGUCGAAAACGAUUCCAGUCACUCCAAACAGAUUGUGUGCUAUACAAGAGCACUUCCAGAAGAUCAUUAUGACGUCAGCGUGAAUGGUGUUUCUGCAGAGGGUUUUGGCAUUUCCAAGUUCAGUAGCGGAUAUGGUUCUACACCCACCAUUCAAAGUCUCAGCCCACAUUCUGGUCUUCCAGGGACUGUGGUGACAAUCCGAGGAAACAUUUACACUGAUGUGUAUGGAAGCAAUGCUGAGAGUCAGAAACCACGAUUUGUUAGGGCAUACAUGGGUGGCAUGUCUUGUGAACUACUGAAACCUAAUUCAGAGGAAAAAUACGGUCUGAAAUUGGACAAUGAGAAGAGUUUCUCAGGAUACAUGAGUUGCAAAAUGACGGGAACAUAUGUUGGUGAUCAAAAUUUCAGUUAUAUUCUGGAUGGUGCAUAUGGGAGGAGUCUGCCAGAUCUUGAGCUUUUCAAUGUCUCAUCGCUUAACAAGCUUGCCAUGUUCCAGACAUACGCUGAGGUGACAGGAGUUUCUCCAUCUGAGGGCAGCGUGUUGGGUGGCACAUCAUUGACCAUUCAGGGACGCUACUUUGACCAGACUAACCUGCCAGCUGUAGUUUUAGUGGGAGGUAAAGAGUGUCAGAUUCAGAAUGUAUCAGAUGAGAAGAUAGUCUGUUUGACUCCUGGCCAUGAAAGGACUAACAUGACCGUUUUUCCAGGCAGCAGAGGAUUACGGAUGGAAAUGUGGAAUAACAGUGAUCCCAUUGAUCUAGAGGACGUUUUGGACUAUAAUGCCAGCAUGCCGGGUUAUUCUGUACAGUGGGUGGAUUCUCUGUCCUAUGUGUUUCCUGCUGAAAUGAAUAACUUUGUGGCUCGAUUGAGCGGUUUCUUUGUUCCGAUGGAAACAGACAACUACUAUUUCCUAAUCAAAGGAGACUAUCGGUGCAUGCUAUAUUUCAGCCUGACAGGUCUUUCACAGGAUAAAGUCAGGAUUGCAUAUCAUGAUAACUCUACAAACAGUUUCUAUGUCUAUACCUCCCAGAAGUCAGAGAUCAUGCGUUUAAAGAAGGGAAAACCAUACUACAUUGAGGUUCUAGUGCAGGAGUAUUAUGAUGAAGCUUCAGUUGACGUGGGCUUUUUCAAAGAGAUCAGUACUUUCACAGACAACCAGACUAAAGAAGCCAUCAAUGAGAAACAGCAAAUAAAUGCCAGCUAUGAUGUUUUACCUGAGAAACAGAUGAUUAGCUUCGAGGGAUGGACACCAGUGAGCACCGUCCAAGAGGUGCAAACUUUGCGAAUCAGAAGUGACUGCUUUUCAACGGGCUUUUGUGACAACACAUACUACUUUCUGGGAUAUGGAGAUCAGAAAACAGGGCAGAUUCCAGUCAGUGCAUCAGCGUUGGACUUACAGAACGCUCUGAAUGAUUUGUGGACAAUUAAACCAGACAAUGUUACAGUCACAAAGCAAAAACUGAGCACAGAGACACUUUACAAUGUGACAUUCAACUCAAACAGAGGUGACUUUGAGGAUCUUCAGUAUUGGACCAUGGGGCCAGAUGUAAACAUCACAGUUACUGAGCGGGUAAAAGGGAAGGCCAGUCUGGAGAGUUUUACACUGAUGUGGGGUGGAGUCCCAUCUACUCCUCUGACAUAUGAUGCAUCUGAGACUGAGGUGCUGGAUGCAAUAAAUGUGAUGCUCUCCGCUAAAUGUCCAUCUGAGAUUCCUUCUAGUGAGGAUGAUAAUGUGUUUUUUUUCAGAGAUUAUGAAGACGGAACCCUGGUCAACGAUACUGAAGCGUUCUGUGGCCGUUGGUCUCUACAGAACCCAAGUACUCUAUACGACUACAAAGACUAUACAGAUUCUGGAACAUCCUACAACCCAAUACCACUACAGACAUACAAUACUCUCUGCUUGGCUUACAAAGGCCAUUUGAAGAAUGAACUUGAAGUCUCAAUCAGAUACCCCUACAGCGAUAAUGAUUAUAAACCGGAUGAGACUAAACAAAUCUCUGUGCAGUUUGACUCAACAGAUGAGUGGAAAUACAAGUGUGUGGAUCUCCUGGAUUCCCUUCAGCAAAUAAUUACAGGCUCCGACUACCAUUUACUUUAUCUGAGUUUGAAUGGAGAGAGUGAUAAUUCUGUUUACCACAUAGAUACUAUUCACAUAGGAAUGGCAGCGACCGCUUUGGACCCUUAUGUUAUAAUGCAGAAAAGAAGCCCACCUGCUCUUGGCAGCUCAGGACCUUUCUUUUCCAACAUUGAUGUGCAAAAGCAAGUAAGCGAUUCAGGAGUCAGCUAUGAGAUCACAGCAUCAACAUACCAAUGUGGCUUUGGCAUCCCAUUGUUGGAAAUCGGCUUUCUCCAGAAACUGCCAAACAGGACAGAAGAUUUAUUGAUUCAACGCCAGCAGAAUGCCAUAGUGACCAUUACCCGGCUUCACAAAGCCAACCCGCCACUUAAUGGAACCUUUGACGUUUCAUUCUUUGGUCGACGUGUGAAAGGUCUGCCAGUAAACAUCAGUGCUGCGGACCUUCAGUUCGCUCUACAGGGGAUUCCAGAGCUCGGUCAGCUGAACGUGCAGAGAUCUGGAGAUUGUAAGGGAUACAGUUGGGACAUCUGGUGGCUCACUGUCCCUGGCAAUCAGCCACUGUUAGAGAUUGAUUCUUCUGCUGUGAUCGGCGUAAACCUUUCUGUGACGUCUCACAAAGUUGAGCAAGGAGGACUUCUCAAAGAAAGAAUUACGGGAGAUUUUCUGCGCACACCAACAGAUAAACCACAGGUGGAGGUUUUCAUCAACGGCAUCCCAUCGUGGUGUUCGGGUGACUGUGGUUUCACCUGGAGUGAAUCUAAGACACCAACACUGACAGGAAUUUCACCUACUGAAGGUUCUAGUGGUUUAUCAACUCUUCUUAACAUAACUGGAUCCGGAUUUGACAAUAGCAACGUCACUGUAAAGACUGGUGAUGUGGAAUGCUCUGUCCAAGAGGUCACCAACACAUAUGUGACCUGCAGGGUUGGCCCAGCAAGUGCUGGUAUACAACCAGUGUCUCUGAGGUUCUCUGGACUGGGCAAUGCCCAAUAUCAAAAUGGCAAUGGUUUUACCUUUACAAACCUGUUAGGAGUAACAUCCAUAUACCCCACUACAGGAAGUGAAGCAGGAGGGACGAUUCUGACUGUGUUUGGUUAUGGAUUCAGUAAUGAUACAGUAGUCACCAUUGGCACUCAGUCAUGUAAUGUUACUGAAGCAGAAUUUAGCCAGCUGAGAUGCAUAGUUCCUGCUGGAUCAACAGGUGUACAGACUGUUACAGUGACCAUGGGAAAGAUGACAGCAACAUCAGACAACUCCUUCACAUACAACAACACUCUGAUGGCCACCAUCACUGCUGUCAACCCACAAACUACAACAGUAUUUGGUCUCAGAGUUCUCACCAUCUUGGGUAGAAAUUUUGAGGUGCAGGUCAAUGGCAGCUCUGUUCUGAUUGGUGAGACCGAAUGUAAACUGUUGAAGUGGACCAAUGAAAACAUUACCUGCAUGUUACCCACACUCGGCCCAGCUGUAUACGACAUCCAUGUGAGAGUCGGGAACCAGGGCUACGCCAUAAUCAGUGCUGGUGUUAGUAGUACCAUAGAGUAUGUUCUGAAGGUGACAGGCUUCUCUCCACCGCUGGGCUCAUUGUAUGGAGGAACCACCAUCAUCAUCACCGGCUCUGGAUUCAGCUCAGUCCCAACAGACAACAAUGUGACUCUGGGAGAUAUACAAUGCCAUAUAACCGAAGCUUCAGACCAACAACUGAUGUGUGUAACCCAGCCUAAGAACAAAUCAUACCUGGUGACAAAUCAAGGAUCCCACGCCGAGUAUGGUCAGGGUUACGCCUGGAGUCCCUCUGCACUUCUAGUCUCAGUGGGAGAUACAGUGGGUUGGCGGUGGGAGGCUCCAGCUCUUGUUGAUGGUCUGGGCUGCAGGGUCUUCAGUGUGUCCAGUCCCAGCAGUAUUGAUUAUGAUGGCAGUGUCUUCAACAGCGGAGGCACCAAAACUGCCAAAGGUUUUUUUACUUAUCGCUUCACAUCUCCUGGAGUUUAUUACUAUAGCAGUGGUUACAUUGACUCCAAUAACCGGACGACAAUGCAGGGCGUAGUCACCGUCAGGCCUGUGGAGGAGAAAACUGUUGAGCUCCAGGUGUCUAUAGCUGGAAUACAGGCCUCUGUAAAUUUAGCCUCGGUGCAAGUAAACUCAUCUGAUUCAGAGUGUGUGGCCACAUCUGACUGUGUCCAAGAUCAGGUGGGGACUUCUGAUGGUCUGUACUUCAGUUUUACUUCCUGUGCCAGUCCCACUGUAGAAAAGAUUACUCCUGACCACGGUACCACACAUGACAUCAUCAACAUCCUGGGAUCUGGCUUCAGCAACACUUCCUGUGCAAAUGAGGUCAGAGUUGGGGGUAACCCAUGUCAAAUCAUCAGCAGCACCUCCACUGAGAUAAACUGCAGACUCAGUCCUGACAGUGGUGCUCCAGUGGGCAUCCGUCUACCCGUAACCGUCCGGGUCAACAACUUGGGUACAGCCAUCAUGACAAUGCCAAAAGAGAACGACCGGACAUUUGUGGUUGUACCUGUGGUUGAUUCUGUCUCUCCCUCUGUGGGCAGUACGACCGGCCACACACGUCUCUUCAUCUCAGGUUCUGGUUUCUUGAACGCAUCUGUUAUAGUAGCAAACACUCCAUGUCACGUGGUUUUCAUGAACUACUCUUAUGUGGUGUGCGACACCUCGCCAUCUCAGGCUGGCAGGGGAAACGUUGCGGUUUACAUUAACGGCAUAUUUUCCUCCUGCAGUUCUGAUUGCAUGUUUGUAUAUUCUGCAACUAUUGCACCAGUUGUCUCCAGUGUGUCCCCUAAUUCUGUUACUGGAAACUCUACUACUGUUUUAAUCACUGGCAGCGGCUUUGGGAACAAUACAGCUGAUCUGAGAGUAUCUGCAGACGACAUUAUACUGAAAGUCACAAAGGUUACAGAUAAGAACAUCACACUUUUAGUUGGUGCCCUGCCUGCUGGCACACAUACCCUACAGGUAGUUGUCAUGAGCAAAGGUCUCGCCACAGGAAACUUCACACUGACCAGCACACCGCAGGCCACCAUCAAACCAACAUCAGGAAGCAUUGCUGGAGGAACUCCACUGUUGAUUGAAGGAAAUGGCUUUGUGGAAGGAAACACCACUGUGAUGUUUGAUGACGACCCCUGCUCGAUUCUGGAAGUGACCCCAGACACAGUGAAAUGUUUGACACCUCCUCAUGCAGAGGGACUGGUGCAGGUGGAUAUUAGGGUGUAUGAUGUUGAGUACCCACAACAAAGUUUUACCUACGCAUCUGAACAAACUCCAGACAUCACCUCAGUGAGCCCUUUAACAGGUCCUGUGGGAACAGAGAUCACUGUGUCUGGUUCAGGGUUUGGCACAGAUGCAGCGCUCAUCUCAGUGAAAAUUGAUGGUGUGAAUUGUGAUGUGACAUCCAUCACAGACACACAGUUGCUGUGCACUGUUGGGGAACACGCAGGAGGAACGUUUCCGGUUACGUUAAACCAUCAUAUCAAAGGUCAUGCCUUGAAACAGUCUGUCUUCAGCUAUGAACUGUUGCUGACAGGUGUCACUCCAAAUGAAGGGAGCUAUGCUGGAGGAGCUGUUGUUGAGAUUCAAGGUUCUGGAUUCGACCCAAACUCCACCAGAGUCCUCAUAUGUGACAGCAAGUGUACAAUAGACCUGCAGAUGUCCACAUCUACCCAACUGUACUGUGAAGUCCCAAACAGCAAUGUAACAUAUGAAACAGAUCAGGUCUGUGAGGUUGCAGUGAUGAAUGGCAAUGAUAGAGUCUACAUCCCAGACGGCUACACAUACAAAUCCUCUUUAACCCCUGUUAUCAGUGAUGUCACACCACGGAGAGGGGGAACAGGUGGAGGCACCAGACUCACCAUUACUGGAUCAGGCUUCAGCGCAAAUGUCAGUGAACUUAACGUGACUAUUGCGGGAUCUGUCUGCGAUGUACAGUCAGCCAAUCAGACCCAGAUUAUUUGUGUGACCAACGCUCACAACAAAUCCCAGGAAACUAAAGUGCGAGUCCUAAUAGGAAACAGAGGAAUCGCCGCAAUGGAUCAUGCUGAUUUCUUCUACAUUGAUGUUUGGUCAUCUCGUGCUACAUGGGGUGGUCUCUCUCCUCCUGAGAAAGGCUCAAUGGCUGUAAUCACUGCUGGUCAAACCAUUCUGUUGGACACCAGCACUCCUGUCAUAAAGAUGCUCCUCAUCCAAGGUGGACGGCUGAUUUUUGAUGAGGCAGAUAUUGAGCUACAGGCGGAGAACAUUUUGAUCACAAAUGGUGGAGCUUUACAGAUCGGGAGAGAGCAGCAGCCCUUCCAGCAUAAGGCCAUCAUUACACUGCACGGACAUUUAAGAUCUAAAGAAAUUCCUGUCUAUGGUGCUAAGACCCUGGCUGUCAGAGAAGGAGUGCUGGAUCUGCAUGGAAUCCCAGUACCUGUACCGUGGACUCAUCUUUCCCAGACUGCACAGAAUGGCUCCAGUACUCUCACACUGAUGGAUGCUGUCACCUGGAAGACUGGAGAUGAAAUUGUCAUUGCUUCAACAGGGGACAGAAAUAGCCAGAGAGAGAAUGAGUUGAGAAAAAUUGCUUCAGUUUCGGCUGAUGGCAGGACCCUCACACUGACCGAACCCCUGACCUACACUCAUCUGGGUGUGUCUGUCACUUUGCCUGAUGGGACUGUUUUUGAAGCAAGAGCAGAGGUGGGACUUCUUACCAGAAAUAUUGUUGUCCGUGGAUCCUACAACCAGGAGUGGAAUAAUUCGAUACCAGCUUGCCCUGAUGGCUUCAACACAGGGGAAUUUGCAGUGCAGACAUGUUACCAGGGGAGAUUUGGUGAGGAAGUAGGAAGUGAUGAGUUUGGUGGUUGCAUCAUGUUCCACCCACCACAACCUGACCAGAACCUGGCAAUUGGCAGAAUUGAAUAUGUUGAGGUUUAUAAUGCUGGACAGGGGUUCCGCCUUGGACGACACCCAAUCCAUUGGCAUCUAAUGGGUGAUGUGUAUAAGUCGUAUGUGCGAGGCUGUGCCAUACAUCAAUCUUACAACCGUGCUGUGGCCAUCCGCAACACCCACAACCUGCUGGUGGAGCAUAAUGUCAUCUAUGAUAUUAAAGGCGGAGGCUUCUUUAUUGAAGAUGGCACUGAGAACGGAAACAUCUUGCAGAACAAUUUGGCCGUAUUUGUCAGACAAAGCACAAGUUUGCUAAAUGAUGAUGUGACUCCAGCUGCAUACUGGGUAACCAACCCAAACAACACUAUUAGACAUAACGCAGCAGCUGGUGGGACGCACUUCGGUUUCUGGUACCACAUGGAUAAUUGUCCUAAUAGUCCAUCAUCAUAUGGUUCCAACAUCUGUCCGAAUAAAAUACCACUUGGAGAGUUUUUUAACAAUACAGUGCAUUCACAGGGCUGGUAUGGAUUGUGGAUCUUCCAGGAGUAUUUUCCUAUGCAGAAUGAUAACAGCUAUUACAAAAUGCCAAUACCAGCAGUCUUCCGCCGCCUGACCUCCUGGAACAAUGAGAAAGGUGCUGAGUGGGUGAAUGUUGGAGCUGUGCAAUUCAGUGAGUUUCUCAUGGUCAAUAAUGAAAAAGCAGGAGUGGCGACCAAGAGGAUCACAUGGGACUAUGUCAGUGGAUGGGGGCUGGAAGGAGGUGCAGCCGUGGUCAACAGCACCAUUGUGGGUCAUGUGGAUGAUCUGGGACUGGGAAAUGAUUACUGCACCACACUUGGUGUUGUUCUGCCUUUGGAUGAUGGUAUGAGUGUCAUCAACACCAAGUUUGUGAACUUCAACCGGCUAUCAUGUGCAGCUUUUGGGGUGGCAGAAGUUAUUGGAACCUGCACAUCCCACUGUGGAGGCUGGAGCGCGAGGUUUGGUGGGAUCCGAUUCAAUCAGUCCCCCAACAAGGCCAGGUUCAGAUGGGAGCAUGAGGUGGUGCUUGUAGAUACUGAUGGAUCCCUGACAGGGAAAUUUAACUCCAAGGUGGUGCCAAUGAGUAACCUGCUUGAUCCAAGUCACUGCUCUCAAGUAGCAGAUUGGAGUGUCGGUGUUCCCGGAGCAGUUUGUGACAACACCAUUAACUUUCAUCGUCUGGUUUUCAACAAUCCCCAACCAGAUUCACUCCGGUCUAACAAUGUGACUCUCACCAACUCUUUUGGGUCAUGUGUGCUACCUUUUCUUGAAACGCUUGUGACCGACAAUAAUGGCUGGAUGGCAUUGGUGCCUUCAAACCAAACCUACAACUGGUACUUUGGGGAUGAUUAUCAAUUCAGCACCAUAACAUAUACUGGAAUGAUCUACGGCUUUAAGCCAGAGGAUUAUAUCAUUCUGACUCACAACUUUACUCAAGAUUUUGAGGGGCUCCAGUUCCACAUUAUAGAUGACCGAAACGGUGCCUCACAGCCCCUGAACCCUGCUGUGAAUGUAAAUGGAGACUGGUACUUCAACAAGGAUUCAUACAUGGUCUAUUACUUGGUGUCUGGAAGAGAUCAUGUCUUUCGGUCGAUAAGCAGUGUGGACCGUUCGCUUAAAGACAUACGUGUAGACUUCCAUUCAUAUCAGUGUCUCUAUCAGAACUGUAUCCAACCAACACAACCUCCAGCAACUUCACCUCCAACUCCUUUACCUGGUCAUCCCUGGUCAAAUACAUUAUUUUGGAGGUCAAGCUCAGCAAACAACUACGCUGUACCACAAACAGACUCUGAUGUGGUCAUUCCAUUAGGGACAUGUGUGGUUGUAGAUAUUCAAAUUCCUUCCCUGAACAAGCUGACAAUAUUUGGAGUUUUGGUGAUACCAGACACAAAUAAUGGCACGGCAAACAUCGGUGGUUCUCAAUAUAACAACAUUGUUCUUGAAGUCACAUACAUCUCCAUUCAGGGUGGCCAUCUGAUUGCUGGGCGGGCUGAUCAACCCUUCAGAGGUGAACUACAGAUCAUACUGAAAGGAAACCAUUUCACACCAGAUUGGCAGUUGCCUGGAAUAAACCAAGGGUCUAAAGUGCUGGGUGUGUUUGGAUCUCUUGAUCUGUAUGGCAUGCCACACAAUGUGUAUCACACUAAGCUGGCUAAAACCGUCCAAGCGGGAAACAACACUCUCUCUCUGGAGGAAACUGUUGACUGGAAGGUUGGAGAUCAGAUUCUGCUGUCCACCACCAGUUAUGACCCAUGGCAGACAGAAAUUCGCACCAUAAAUGGAGUCUCAGAUGAUGGCCGCACACUGAUCCUGGAUCGGCCUGUAUCAUACACACACGUUGGACAAAGGCACAACGUUCCAGGAUCUUCUAGAAGCUAUCAGCUUGCAGGGAAUGUGGGUCUGUUGACCAGAAACAUCAAGAUCAUUGGACAGGAGUAUCCAGCCAUGAACACACAGUCUUAUGGAGCAAGAGUACUGGUGGCCACUGUCCCAGGAAGAGAAUUUGACUACAGAGGAAAAGCUCAGAUCAGAAACGUUGAGUUCUACCACACAGGACAGGAGGGAUGGAACGACCCAUCAGAUCCACGUUACUCUCUGGCGUUUCUGAACCUGAGAAAUGUGGCUGAUGAGUCCUACAUCAAGGGAUGUGCUUUUCAUGAUGGCUUUGCUCCUGCUAUUGGGGUGUUUGGAACAGAUGGACUGAAUAUUGAUGACAACGUGAUCCAUCACACUGUUGGAGAAGGAAUCAGAAUAUGGGGUGAUAACAGUGCUGUCCGGAGAAACUUGGUCACUAUGACACUGUGGCCAGGAUCCUACAAUGGUGCAUCUGAGACUUUAAACACUGAAUGGAAUGCAGCUAUUGAGGUUAGUGAAACAACCAAUGUGAUUCUUCAAGGGAAUAUUGUUGCUGGUUAUGAACGAGUGGGAUUCAGAAUUGAUGGAGAACCUUGCCCAGAAUCAGAUUUAGUAGCCCAGUGGAGUGAUAAUGAAGCACAUGGUGGUCUGUAUGGAGUCUACAUGAAUAAAGACGGACUUGCUGGUUGCUCUCAAAUCCAGGGGUUCACCGUCUGGAAGAGUUUUGAUUUUGGCAUUUACGUACAAGUAUCUAUGAAUGUGUACAUCUCUAAUGUGACUUUAGUUGAUAAUGGAAUGGGCAUCAUGCCUAUAAUCUACAGUCCUCCAUCUGUCAGCCACGAAUACGAUGACAAAACCGUCUAUGUACAGGAGUCUCUGAUUGUGGGCAGCAGCCCUGAUUUUAACUGUUUGGACACACUGGCAACAACUGAGACAUAUGUUGCACUCAGCCAAAGCCACAGGGCUCCACGACCCCCUAAAGGUGGCAGGUCUGGAGUUUGCUGGCCGACGUUUGAAUCUGACCACAACCAAGCACCACAGAAACCUCACCCUGGACUCACAAGCUACAAUGCCAUAGCCGGUUUACUGACGGUCUCUGAUACAACAUUUGUUGGGUUCAGGAAUGUGUGCUCCACUGAAAGAAAUUACAUGUUCAUGACCAACCCAGGAAAUGAGGACCUACAACAUCCAAUCAGUGUUGAGAGGAUCUCUAAGAUAGACAGCACUGAAGAAUCUCUAGCAUUCAUUCAUAACCCUGAUCUCAGUAAAGUGAACCCAUCAGCCUGUGUUGACAUGGACUGUGAUGCUAAGAAGAAAACUCUGUUGAAGGAUCUGGAUGGAAGUUUCUUGGGUGCAGUAGGAGCAGUGGUGCCGUAUUCAGAGUACGAGUGGAACGGAGACCCGCGGCAUGGAUUGGGUGAUUACCGCAUCCCUAAAGUCAUGCUCACUGCUCUCAACGGCAGCCGCAUACCUGUCAAUCACAUAGCUCCUAAUAAAGGUGUGAUCAGAGACUCUUGUACAUACAUGAACACCUGGCAGAGCUACAAGUGCUUUGGACUCAAUUAUCAGAUGCUGGUUAUUGAAAGUAUGGACACAGACACAGAAACAAGACGUCUAUCACCUGUGGCCAUCCUGGGGGACAAAUAUGUAGAUUUACUGAAUGGCCCACAAGACCACAGCUGGUGUACAGGUUAUGCCUGCAGGAAGAGAGUCUCUCUGUUUCACAGCAUUGUGGCCACCAAUAAGUCCUUUGAUAUCUAUUUCACCAGCACAACACCACAGAAGCUGAGACUUAUGAUGCUAAAUGCUAAAACUACAGAGGCUGUUAGGGUGGCUAUAUUUUACUCAAACCCUCAGCGGUUAGACGUGUAUGUAAACGACAAUUUAGUUGCUCCGACUAACGCUCAGUGGAAUCCAGACCACACAGAUUACACAACAAUUGAGCCGACAUAUCCAGGUGAAUAUCUUCCAAGUUUAGACUCCGAUCACGGUUCCAACUUCUUUGACCCAGACUACAAUAUGUUGUACAUACUUCUUCGUGGCUCACAACCGGUCCAGAUCCGCACUUCUCCGCUUCUUUUUGUGGCCUUCAACCUCCCGGCCAUGACUGAGGCGGAGUUCUUUGGACAUAAUUUGGUCACAAAUCUGGCUGCAUUCCUCAGAGUACCACCGAAUAUGAUUCGAAUCACCAAGAUCAUCCGUGAGGGCAGCAGUGCACGAAGACGGCGUGCGACUGGACUGACGGUUGAGAUUCAGAUCAGUCAGCCACCCAUCAGCAUCAACAGCACCACUGUUGAAGAUGAGCAGCAGUUUGUAAUUCUGAAGAACGCUGCUGAUGAACUGGGCCGUGCUGCUGUAUCAGGCGAUCUGAGUCAAUCCAUCGGCUUCAAUGUGUCUUCUCUGGACAUUAUCACCCCUCCACCCUCUUCCAGUGACCCAUCCUGGAGUCAAGUGGCCACUCAGGAGGUGACUCGUGAAGACCCUCAAGUGGAGUCGGUCAGCACAGUGUCUUCACUGAUAAUUGUGGUCCAACCGGUGGCUGCGUUGUACCCUGGACCCCUCAGCGUGCAGCCCAGCAUCAUAGCUGUGGAUGCAGAGGGUAACUGUGUGUCUGUGGGUGUGACGAGUCUAACAAUCUCAGCUGAACUCAAAGAUGCUUAUGGGAAUCCAGCAGAGGGACUUUCUGGAAACACAUCCAUCCUGUUUAAUGGCUGCUGGGCCAAUUUCACAGACCUCAGCAUCUUAAACACUGGUGUUAACCUGAAGUUGGCAUUUACUCUGAAUGAAUGGAAUGCUGAGUCGAGAUCCUUUACUGUCAGAGAGGUUACAACUCCUGCUCAACCCCCAGUUACAACUCCUGCACAUGUGGUUGUCACCACGGAGUGGGAGUUUCCAAACAUCUUUGACUCCAGUCCAUCAGUCUCAUCACCAUCUGUGUAUCUGCUCAUGCUGUUAACUGCUCUACUCCACCUGUUCAGAGAAACCUAGGAACAAAUCAAAUCAUUUGAAAACGUGCAAUAUAAAACCUGCCUUCUCUGUUAACCC
Messenger RNA from Misgurnus anguillicaudatus (oriental weatherfish), 12615 nucleotides. The record is from RefSeq and is a predicted model, not a curated record. Lineage: Eukaryota; Metazoa; Chordata; Actinopteri; Cypriniformes; Cobitidae.